CGGUGGCGGCGGCGGCCGGGGGAGGCGGCGGCCUGGCUCGGCCUGGCGUGGCCUGUCAGGGCGCGGGCGGCGGCGGCUCCAGCACCAUGUCCCUGCAGUACGGGGCGGAGGAGACGCCCCUCGCCGGCAGUUACGGCCCGGCGGACUCGUUCCCAAAGGACUUCGGCUACGGCGUGGAGGAGGAAGAAGAGGAGGCGGCAGCCGCGGGCGGCGGGGUUGGGGCGGGGGCCGGCGGAGGCUGUGGCCCGGGGGGCGCUGACAGCUCCAAACCUAGGAUUCUGCUCAUGGGGCUCAGGCGCAGCGGCAAGUCCUCCAUCCAGAAGGUGGUGUUUCAUAAAAUGUCACCCAACGAGACCCUCUUUUUGGAAAGUACCAACAAGAUUUACAAAGAUGACAUUUCAAAUAGCUCCUUUGUGAAUUUCCAAAUAUGGGAUUUUCCUGGGCAAAUGGACUUUUUUGACCCUACUUUUGACUACGAGAUGAUCUUCAGGGGAACAGGAGCUUUGAUAUAUGUCAUUGAUGCACAGGAUGACUACAUGGAGGCUUUAACAAGACUUCACAUUACUGUUUCUAAAGCCUACAAAGUUAACCCAGACAUGAAUUUUGAGGUUUUUAUUCACAAAGUUGAUGGUCUGUCUGAUGAUCACAAAAUAGAAACACAGAGGGACAUUCAUCAAAGGGCCAAUGAUGACCUUGCAGAUGCUGGGCUAGAAAAACUCCACCUUAGCUUUUAUUUGACUAGUAUCUAUGACCAUUCAAUAUUUGAAGCCUUUAGUAAGGUGGUGCAGAAACUUAUCCCACAACUACCGACCUUGGAAAAUCUAUUAAAUAUCUUUAUAUCAAAUUCAGGUAUUGAAAAAGCUUUUCUCUUCGAUGUUGUCAGCAAAAUCUACAUUGCAACAGACAGUUCUCCUGUGGAUAUGCAGUCGUAUGAACUUUGCUGUGACAUGAUUGAUGUUGUAAUUGAUGUGUCUUGUAUAUAUGGGUUAAAGGAAGAUGGAAGUGGAAGUGCUUACGACAAAGAAUCUAUGGCCAUCAUCAAGCUGAAUAACACAACGGUCCUGUAUUUAAAGGAGGUGACUAAAUUUUUGGCACUCGUCUGCAUCCUUAGGGAAGAAAGUUUUGAACGAAAAGGUUUAAUAGACUACAACUUCCAUUGUUUCCGAAAAGCUAUUCAUGAGGUUUUUGAGGUGGGUGUGACUUCUCACAGGAGCUGUGGUCACCAGACCAGUGCCCCCAGCCUGAAAGCGUUGACACACAACGGCACGCCGCGAAAUGCCAUCUAGCCUGAAUGCCGGUGGUCGGGGUCUGUGUCAGCUUAUUCUUCACUCCAGGGUCACUUGCCACGUGCUACAGGACAUGGAAGUUGCCGCUUGUGGGAAUCUGGUGCCUGUUGCACUAGAGACAAGGGGAGAGUUUCUCAUUUGGAUGAAAACCCCUUCAACCAGUGGUGUGCAACUGAAGCUACUAUUUCUUUUUUUUAAAAAAAUGGCAAAAAUGAAUUCUAUAGACCACAGACCUCAAGUGUCUUUCUCCUCUUGGGGGUCCUACUUUAAGUAGUUGGGAUAUUUUGGACCUGGAGAUAACAUCACUUACCCAUCCUUACCAGAGAAUGUUGCUGUCAAUUACCAGUUGAAAAUAAUAGAAAGAACUGAGUUUUUAUAUGCUUCGCUUAGAUUUUCAUUUGAGUAGUCUCUGAAAAUCCUGCCUUGCUUAAGUUCUAACACUGCCUCUCAGAUUUCAAUUUCGGACCUUGCACACCUCAGACCUUCUAAAUGCAUUUGCUUGCUAACUCAGAAGACACAUGGUCUGACUGCAGCAAAGGACAUUCCUGUAUUUGUUUCUGAGGAAAUGAGAAAAUUUUAUGCUGCAUCAAGUCAAGAGCAAGGCUCAACAGUGGCCGCUGCAUUAGUUCCCUCGGAAGUGUUGAAGAACAAACUUUAAAACAGAAGAAAAUUUUUGCACCUGUGUUUUGGGUACCAGGUAUCUGGGUUCUUGCUCCCACGUUAGAUAAAUGAUUCUGAUCACUGUAACAAAGGGAAUUAAAAAAAAAUUUGUUUUCCCCGCAAUCUCCUCUUAGGAGGGAAACUCAUUAUGUCACUGAAUUAUGUAGCUCACUUUUCUUUAAACUUGAUACCAGCCCCCACAUUCCUUUUAUUCUAAGCUAUCGAGAUCCUUUAAGAAUUGCUGUUUUGUUGAUCCUGAAUGACCCUAAGGCGCUGGUGGACUGCCCACUGGGACUUGAAGAGAGCACAUGACACCACGACGUGUCGUUAAACAUGCUUCAUCUUCAGUAUUCUGAUGCCAAGUGUCAACUGUGGUACUUUCUUCA
This is a messenger RNA of Kogia breviceps (pygmy sperm whale), 2332 nucleotides long. It is a transcript of the gene RRAGC, whose product is annotated as Ras related GTP binding C. The record is from RefSeq and is a predicted model, not a curated record. Gene Ontology annotation, molecular function: GTPase activity; GTP binding. Lineage: Eukaryota; Metazoa; Chordata; Mammalia; Artiodactyla; Physeteridae. Gene Ontology annotation, biological process: negative regulation of autophagy; cellular response to starvation. Gene Ontology annotation, cellular component: Gtr1-Gtr2 GTPase complex; nucleus; lysosome.